Messenger RNA from Solea senegalensis (Senegalese sole), 4197 nucleotides. RefSeq names its product protein jagged-2-like. Gene Ontology annotation, biological process: Notch signaling pathway; heterophilic cell-cell adhesion; multicellular organism development. NCBI's taxonomy places the organism in Eukaryota, Metazoa, Chordata, Actinopteri, Pleuronectiformes, Soleidae. Gene Ontology annotation, molecular function: calcium ion binding; Notch binding. The coding region runs from base 268 to 4089 and encodes 1273 amino acids. Gene Ontology annotation, cellular component: plasma membrane; protein-containing complex. The record is from RefSeq and is a predicted model, not a curated record. The transcript is spliced from 26 exons.
UCGCUCUUGUGCCGUUUCAGUGCGUCGAGCGGCGGAGACAAGCGGAGCCUGCGCGUCUUUCCUCGUCUGUGCGUCCGCGGAGCAAAGAGGAGCAGCCGAGCCGAGCCGUGCCAAAGCGUGCCAAAGCGUGCCGUGCAUGCCCCGGACACACCGGGAGCAGGAGGAGGAAGAGGAGCAGGAUUCUUCUUCUUUACCAGUGUUUUGACUCCGUGAGACUUCCAGCGCUUGCUUUUCCCUCAUGGUCACCAACACCGCGCGGCCGCAGUCAUGUGGAAUAUCGUGUGGAAAGUGCCGCGUUUGUCACUGACGUGUUUUCUGCUCGCGCUGCUGCUGCGAGUUCAGGUGUCUCUGUCCACGGGUUACUUCGAGCUGCAGCUGGUGUCCGUGGAGAACCCGCGCGCGCAGCUGCUGAACGGCGACUGCUGCGACGCGGAGCGGAGCGCGGCGGAGGGAAGCUGCGGCGCGGACGAGUGCGACACGUACUUCCGCGUGUGUUUGAAGGAAUAUCAGAGCGAGGUGACGACCAGCGGGCCGUGCACCUACGGCUCGGAAACUACCAGAGUUAUCGGUGGGAAUACUUUUCACUUCAAGAGCCAGAAGAGCGGACUGAGCCGGAGCAGCGACGGCGGCAAGAUCACCAUCCCCUUCCAGUUCGCGUGGCCGCGAGCGUUCACUGUGAUAGUGGAGGCGUGGGACAGGGACAACGGCACACACAGCAGCAGUGAUGAGGAGCUGUUAAUCGAGCGCAGCAUCCACAAGGGGAUGAUCAACCCUGGAGAGGAGAAGCAGACGGUGGAGUAUAAAAGCCUGGUGGCCAGUCUGGAGUACACCAUCCGCGUGCGCUGUGACGAACACUAUUACGGCAGCAAGUGCAACAAAGUGUGCCGUCCACGCGACGACUACUUUGGCCACUAUGUGUGCGAUCAGUUUGGAAACCAAGGCUGCAUGGAAGGAUGGACCGGACCCGACUGCAAAACAGCCAUCUGUAAGCAGGGAUGCAGCGUCCAGCACGGGACUUGCAGCGCGCCAGGAGAAUGCAAGUGUAACUACGGCUGGCAGGGACCCUUCUGUGACGAGUGUCUCCCGUACCCCGGCUGUGUCCACGGCACCUGCACUGAGCCGUGGCAGUGUUCCUGUGAGAAGAACUGGGGGGGUCUGCUCUGUGACAAAGAUCUGAACUACUGUGGCACAAACCGUCCUUGUAAGAACGGAGGCACCUGCAUGAACACGGAGCCGGACGAGUACAACUGCGCGUGUCCAGACGGAUACUCGGGCAAGAACUGUGAGAUCGCCGAACACGCCUGCGUCUCUAACCCGUGUGCAAGCGGAGGGACGUGUCACGAAGUCCCGUCAGGCUUCGAGUGUCACUGUCCCGCGGGCUGGUCUGGACCCACCUGCGCUAAAGACACGGACGAAUGCGCCUCGGGUCCGUGUGCUCAGGGCGGGACCUGCAUCGACAUGGAGAACGGCUUCAAGUGUCUCUGUCCUCCACAGUGGACGGGAAAGACCUGCCAGAUCGACGUGUCUGAGUGCGCGGGGAUCAAGCCUUGCAUCAAUGCUUACUCUUGCAAAAACUUGAUUGGUGGAUAUCACUGUGCCUGCUUUCGUGGAUGGGUGGGCAAGAACUGUGACAUCAAUGUGAACAGCUGCCACGGACAGUGUCAGAAUGGAGGAACCUGCAAGGACGUGGCCAGAGGCUACCAGUGCGUGUGCCAGCCGGGAUUCGUGGGCCGGCACUGCGAGCUUCAGAGGAACCGCUGCUCCAGUGGCCCUUGUAGAAACGGGGGCCGCUGCCACGCCCUGCUGGACGGCUUCAUGUGUGAAUGUCCUCCAGGCUUCGCUGGCACCACCUGUGAGGUGCAGAACGACCCGUGCAGCCCUAACCCGUGUCACAACAAGGCCCAGUGCCACGGCCUGACGGGCGACUUCUACUGCGGCUGCCCGGACGACUACGAGGGCAAAACCUGCUCGGAGCUCAAAGAUCACUGCAAGACCAAUCAGUGUGAAGUGAUUGACAGUUGCACGGUCGCCGUGGCAACCAACGACACCCAAACGCGGGUGCGGCACAUCUCGUCCAACGUGUGCGGUCCCCACGGCCGCUGCAUCAGUCUGCCUGCGGGGAACUUCAGCUGCUCCUGUGAGCCUGGAUUCACUGGCACCUACUGCCACGAGAACAUCAACGACUGCGCGUCGUCCCCGUGUAAGAGCGGCGGCACCUGCAUCGACGGGAUCAACACCUUCCAGUGCUUCUGUCCGGACGGCUGGGAGGGCGAUCUGUGUGACGCCGAUGUGAACGAGUGCAGCAGGAAUCCGUGUCAGAACGGUGGCCAGUGCGUCGACCUGCUCAACGACUUCUACUGCGACUGUGUGGACAACUGGAAAGGAAAGACCUGCCACUCACGCGAGAGCCAGUGCGACUCCACGACCUGCAGCAACGGCGGGACGUGUUACGACCACGGAGACUCCUUCCUGUGCAGCUGUCCCUCGGGCUGGGGGGGCAGCACCUGCAACACAGCCAAGAACAGCUCGUGUGACUCGGGCCCGUGUCAGAACGGCGGCACGUGCGUCGGCGGCGGCGGCGACGCCUUCACGUGCAUCUGCAGGGACGGAUGGGAGGGAGCCUCGUGCGCACAGGAUGUCGAUGACUGUAAUCCACAUCCCUGCUACAACGGCGGCGUGUGCGUUGACGGCGUGAACUGGUUCCGUUGUGAAUGCGCCCCAGGAUUCGCCGGACCGGACUGCCGCAUCAACAUCGACGAGUGUCAGUCGUCUCCAUGUGCUGAAGGUUCCACCUGCGAGGACGAAAUCAACGGCUACCGCUGCGUUUGUCCGCCCGGACACGCUGGAGCUCGCUGUCAAGAGUUCAUCGGACUGGGGAAGUCGUGUCGUCACGCCGGGCUGCAGUUUCCUCACGGCAGUCGUUGGGAGGAGGAGUGUAACACGUGUCAGUGUGUUAACGGUCACGUCCACUGCUCCAAGGUGAGGUGCGGUCGUCGGCCAUGUCUCCUCCCUAAGGCUCCUCCCCUUCCUCUUCCCGUGAACGGGAACCCUCCUCCGUGUCCCGGAGGUCACGAGUGUGUGGAGCAUCAGUUUCUCACCUGCUUCUCGCCGCCGUGUCACCAGUGGGGGGUGUGUUCCAUGCCGGAUCCGCCCACGCCGCUGCACACACAGUGCGAGCCCAACAGCGGUUACCUUGACAACAGCUGCGCUCGCAUCACGCUCAUCUUCAAGAAGGACAAAGUGCCGCAGGGCACCACGGUGGAGAACAUCUGCUCAGAGCUCAGGUAUCUCCCUGUGACUCAGACUCUGGCUGAAGAGCGAGCGCUGCUCAUCCUCUGUGAUCUGUCCUACACCAACAGUGAUGCUGUGGAGGUCGCCAUGUCCUUCGAGCAGGACGGGAAGUCGUCGAAGGACGGCGACCGCGGUCAGAUCCACAACGCCGCCAGCUCCAUCGUCAACGCUCUGUCCAAACGCCACAACAGCACGGUAAUGUUGGCUGUGGUGGAGGUCAAAGUGGAGACGGUGGUCAAAGAUCCUCCUACUGGUUACCUGGUGCCGGUGCUGUGCGUCGUCUUCAGCGUCCUGUGGAUCUUCUGCAUCGUGGUCUGCGUGUGGUGGACCCGCAAGAGGAAGAAAGAGCGCGAGAGAGCGUCGCGCGCCCAGGACAGGACCGUCAACAACCAGCUGGAGGCGCCGCCCCCACGCGGCCACGCCCUCAAGGACAACCGCGACAAAGACAUUCAGUACGAAUGCAAGAAGCUGAUGAGCUCGUCCGAGAGGACGUGCGACGGCGCCGAGGGCGAGGAGGAGGACGAUGAGGAGGCGGAGCAAGAGCUGACGCUGGAGCUGGAGGACGACGAGGGGUGGGCACUGGGCUCUGGGGACGGGAAGUGUCCCCCGUCCCAGAAAUGUUCCGUGUCGGCGCCAUUUCAGGACAGAGGGAUGAUGGGAAAGAGGGGUGUGGUCUGCACGACGCGCAGCGCUCCGGUGAAGGCGCCGCACCGGACGGCGUACAGUCCCAAAGACAACCGGUGUAAAAACCUCAACGCCGCCAAACUCAGCGACGACAUUAAAGACCACUAUGUGUGACACGCUGACCUUUGACCUUUCUUACAAACAACACCAAACGUGAAGAUUACAGAGGCUUUCAUUUUUGUAUUUUUUUGCUUUGUUUUCGCCUGAGACAACGACAACAAC